AUGGCACAACAACAAGAUCAAGCAGCUAUGUUCAGGGAUCUUAUGAGGGCGGUGCAUGACCUUGGUAGACGACAUGCACCAGCUAGUGGCAACAACACGGGUGCAAUUGUAGAGCAGUUUUGUCGCUUCAAGCCUCAUUCUUUUGAUCGAAAAGCUGAUCCUUUGGCAGCCGAGGAAUGGCUAAGAGGAUUAGAGUGGUUUUUCAAACACAUGGAACGUACUAAUACCCAAAAGUUCAAAGAGGAAGCAAUGAAAAAGUGCUUUUCCCAAUCCCUAAGGGAUCGAAGAGAGGCAGAAUUUCUACAACUGAAGAAGGGAAAAAUGCCGCUUGAAGAUUAUGAAAGAAAGUUCGAACAACUUUCUAGGUAUGCCCUACACCUCGUGGACACUGAAGCAAAGAAGGCUAAGAGGUUUGAACUAGGAUUACGUCCAGAGAUUGGAGGAAUCAUGGCAUCUCACCAUACCACAACCUAUAGUGAAUGGAAUGGGUUGAACAUAAGGAAAGGAUUUGGACAGAACAAAAAAGCCAACACAGGAUCAGGGUCAAGAUCAAGCAAACCAAAUAAGGUUAUUCCUCCAUGUCCUAAAUGCAACAAGGGCCACAGGGGAGAAUGUUGGUUUGGAAAGAAUGUGUGCUAUCGAUGUGGCCAAGAAGGGCAUUUUGCUCCAGACUGUAAGGCAUAUCCACCUAAGAAAGACUAUGAGCAGAACAAGAAGGGAAAAGCCAGGGUCUUUGCUUUGACCCAGGAAGAGGCAACAAAGGAUCCGAAUGUAAUGACAGGUAUUCUAUCAGUAUCUGAACUACCUGCAUACGUUUUUAUUGACUCAGGAGCUAUUCAAUCAUUUGUCUCUACUGCAUUUAUUGCUAAAUCAUGUAUUCCAUAUGAAAAAUUGGAUAGUGUUUUAGAAGUUACCAUCCCAUUAGGUAGAACAUUGAACACCAAUCGGAUAGCUAGGGAAUGGAUUAUGAAAGACGAAGUAAUGAAAAAGUACUUUCCCCAAUCCCUAAGAGAUCGAAGAGAGGCAGAAUUUCUACAACUGAAGCAGGGAAAAAUGCUACUUGAAGAUUAUGAAAGAAAGUUCGAAGAACUUUCUAGGUAUGCCCUACACCUCGUGGACAUUGAAGCAAAGAAGGCCAAGAGGUUUGAACUAGGAUUACGUCCAGAGAUUGGAGGAAUCAUAGCAUCUCACCAUACCACAACCUACAGGGAAAUACUGCAACCAGCUCAGUCAAUUUCUGAUCGAUUGGAAAUGGAUAGGAUGAUCGAGAAAAGUGAUGAAUCUUUUGAAAAAUAA
This is a messenger RNA of Olea europaea var. sylvestris, 1296 nucleotides long. RefSeq lists its product as uncharacterized. The record is from RefSeq and is a predicted model, not a curated record. The coding region runs from base 1 to 1296 and encodes 431 amino acids. Gene Ontology annotation, molecular function: nucleic acid binding; zinc ion binding. NCBI's taxonomy places the organism in Eukaryota, Viridiplantae, Streptophyta, Magnoliopsida, Lamiales, Oleaceae. The transcript has 4 exons.